Molecule: messenger RNA, 1156 nt
Organism: Pseudophryne corroboree (corroboree frog)
Lineage: Eukaryota; Metazoa; Chordata; Amphibia; Anura; Myobatrachidae
Gene: HSD17B8
Product: hydroxysteroid 17-beta dehydrogenase 8
Exons: 9
Coding region: 40-807 (255 amino acids)
Molecular function (GO): oxidoreductase activity, acting on the CH-OH group of donors, NAD or NADP as acceptor
Source: RefSeq, a predicted model, not a curated record
ACUAUCCCCUCGCCUCUAUGGUACAGGAGGAGAAGUGUCAUGGCCGCCCCCAGCAGGCUGAAGUCUAUACUUGCCCUGGUGACAGGUGGUGGCAGUGGGAUUGGACGAGCCGUCUCUCAGAGACUGUCUCUAGAAGGGGCUUCGGUUGUUGUCGUUGACUUAAAUAUCGACUCGGCUAAUGAAACACUACAGAGUCUGUCGCGGGAUGUGCCUGGACAGGAUCAUGCGGCUUUUGCAGCUGAUGUUUCCCGGUCAGAAAGCGUCAAUGCUCUAAUGGAUGAGAUACAGUCCCGGUUCUCUGUACCGCCUCGUGUUGCUGUCAGCAGUGCUGGUAUCACCAGGGAUGAUUUCCUGCUUCGCUUGUCAGAGGAAUCAUUUGACUCUGUGAUUAGCGUCAACCUCAAGGGUCCAUUCCUUAUCACCCAGGCUGUGGCCCGUGCUGUUGUAGCCACUGGAAGGAAUGGAGGCUCCAUCAUCAAUAUUGGGAGUAUUGUUGGAAAGGUGGGCAAUCUUGGCCAGGCAAACUACGCGGCAUCUAAAGCAGGAGUGGAAGGUCUAACCAAGACGGCGGCCAAAGAACUGGCAAAGUUCGGCAUACGGUGUAACACAGUACUACCAGGAGUUAUCGUCUCACCAAUGACUGACAAAGUCCCACAGAAAGUCCUGGACAAAUUUGCUGAUGCUGUACCCCUGGGAAGACUUGGUCAACCUGAAGAUGUUGCUGAUGUUUGUGCGUUCCUGGCGUCGGACGACAGCAAAUAUAUCACAGGAGCAAGCAUUGAAGUGACGGGCGGUCUAUAUUUAUGAUCACAUGGGCAUCUUGGGAACCAACUGUGAAUAGUGUACACCGCUGUAUUGCUACCUUGUCACCAAUACAGCCUCAAUCCAUGGCUCAUCAUAUUAUCAACAUUAUCGGCCCCGUACAUGGAUCGUCCUCUGUGGACUUGGAGACCAUACGUCGUUCAAACACAAACAACAGCGAUCGAAUGGCCGUAUCAUGCGUACAGUGUGCCUUGUUCAGUUUAAAUGAAACCCACACAUUUAGCCUACCAAAAUAUAAUAAAAACAGUUUACAGAUGAUAGUGAAAUGAUUCGCCAGCAAUUGUUGUUAUGUUGAGAAUGUAUUCAAUUAUUUUUAAAUAAAAGUGAAAAUCAA